Messenger RNA from Acanthoscelides obtectus, 1589 nucleotides. The record is from the annotation of a GenBank genome assembly. Lineage: Eukaryota; Metazoa; Arthropoda; Insecta; Coleoptera; Chrysomelidae.
GACAAAUCUGUCACAUCACAUUUCAAAAUGAAAAGUCCCAUACCUGUCAAAAUUUCCAGAUAUUGUCACUACAAUGACAAAAACGGCGCCUAUUUUCGAUUUGGUCUGAUAGCUUUAGGAUUUCAUGAAAAGAGCUCUGAAGAAAAAGUUAUCUGUUACAAAUAAACUACUCAGGUAAAACUUGUAGCAAAUUUUGAUUCAAGGCUAAUCAAUGUCUUUCUAGAAGAGUAUUGUCAAGAUCAUCAAUCGAGUCACAUGACUCUGUUUCUCCACACCUCCAAGAGAUCAGAAUGACCGAGGAGGAGGAUGCGUUGAGGAACGAGCUGGAAGCUUUGAAAGACCAGAUAUCGAAUUUGAAAGCUGCAAUUCUGGCUUUACAAAAAGAAACUGAUCACAAAGAUUUAUCGAUAGUGAACUUAGCGAGGGAAAAAGAAAAAAUUACAUUAGAAUUAUUGAAAACGAAACGAUCUCAUGCUAAUCUGGCUCAACAGUUGGAAGAUGAAAGGACAUUUUACUUUAAAGAGAAAGAAACGUAUUGUCAAGAAAUGAACGAGUGUAAGAGACUGAAAAAACUCAUGAGCAGUUCGACAAUUAGCUCUGAGUCAAAAACGGCCGAGGAUUACAAGAGAGAGAUUCUGAAGAUUAAGCAAUCGCUUGAUGAUACUUUGGAAGCUAACUAUAAUCUUAGUAUAAAAUUUUUGCGCAUGAAAAACACUAAAACGUGCGUGAAAACGGAGUUGAAGGCAAUGCAGUUGAAACACGACAAAUUACAAAAUGAUUACAAAGCCCGGAUUGAAGGUUUAACUGCUGAAUUGAAUACUAUAGUCGACGAAAAAUUAAAUUCCACAAUUUCACCCAGCAGCAAAAAAUAUAUGCAGUUACUUAAGCAAAACAGCUGUUUGGUAUACGAAAAUCUAUGUUUGCAACUAGAAGUAGAUAAUUUGAAUCUUAAAUUGGACCAUAUGAAACUAGAGAAGACAAGGAGUGAGACUAAUAGUCGGUUAAGUUAUAUACAUCACGAUAAAGUCGACGAACAUAAGCAUUCGUGUAAUAUACCGAAAGACAGAAAAAAGGGAAUAAUGAACGAGGAACCACCAGUAAAGUUGGAGAAGCAAAACCAUGAGCCUCAACCUAGUUGUAGUCAUCACAACGUUCCCAAGACAGAAGGACCUCUUAUAAAAAUCUUCGAGCGCAAACAAAAGCCUGAAUUACCGGCAAUCAAAAUAAUAGAUGAGAAAAAUGUGAAAAAGAAAAAACGAGUGAAGAGGAAACAAGAGGAAAAAGCGUCGAAUAUGGAUAGCCUAGCAUAUUCGACAUGCGAGAUACCAGACGUAAAGAUCAACAUUGAUGAUAACAGUAGGAAUAAAAUAAAAAGUAACGGAGAUUCAACAAAACUAGCAUUGUUCCAAGUAUCUGGCUUGCCAUCGGUUGUUUCUAGUGUCUCUUUAGAGCCAAAGAUGUCAAGAAGUCGCUCGUUACCAGAGUUAAAAACAAGCCUUUCACGUCAAAAAUUAUAGUGUAUGAUAACUACAUUAAUUUAUUUUUAUAACUUAAGAUUCAAUAAAGAGGUUCCAAGCAGAAAAUACAAA